CUUAGCAAUACCAAUUCUCCAUCACUACACCAACUCAAACUAUACACCAAUAAAUAAUAAAAAUUUAGAUUUCAACGCCGAGCUCUUCCAAGCUACUAAUCCACAUGUGACCUUGCUAGGGGCGUAAUACUCAAUCUCCCAUACGCAUUUUCUCUAUAUAUAGAGUCACCUCAACUGUUAUGACACAAUACUCCCCUGUUUAGUUCAGCUCGUUACAUACGAAUUCACAUUCAGAACACUAGUGCAUAGCUCUUUGGUUCUCAUUUCAGGAUCACGAAAAUGUUUGGAGAACGUCACCAAGCUUAUGGUGAGGUGGUGCCUCCUCACGCGCCUUAUGGUUAUGGAACGGCUCAUCUCCCACAGGGAGACACUGUGAAGAUCUACUGUGAGGCUAAUCCUGACUACUACCUUGCCAUCUUUAAUGGCCAGGUGGCCAUGGCACCUGCUAAUGAGUCUGACCUAAAUCAGCAAUGGAUCAUGGACACUUCAUGGAGCGUGAAGGCCAAGGAUGAAGCAGGAUUCCCUGCAUUUGCCUUGGUGAACAAGGCUACUGGCCAGGCUCUAAGGCAUGGACGUGCAGAGAAAGAAAGGGUUACCUUGGGUCCAUACCACGCUGAUGAUUUGAAUGAGGCUGUUCUGUUUACCCAGAGUGCCGAUGUGGGUAAGGGUUAUCAGUGCAUCAGGCCGGUGAACGACAUUAGCCUCAAUCUUGAUGCCAAGGUCGACGAUGAUAAACAUCACGGCGGCCUUCAUGAAGGGGCAGAGGUUGCUCUGUUCAAAUGGAACAAGAAGGAGAAUCAGAAAUGGAAGAUCACUCCCAUCUUGAGCUCAUCUGGAGGAGGAUAUGGAUCUGGUUCUUUGUACCCUCCUGUUAAUGAGGAGGAGCUUCAAGGUCACGCUGUUAGGAUUUAUUGUGAAGCUAAUCCAGAGUUUUUCAUGGCUGCCCGAGGUCAUGUUGCAGUGCUUUCUCUAGGAAGCCCACAUGAUCCCCACCAGCAAUGGAUCAAAGUGGAUUCAUGGGGUCUUAAACUGAAGGACGAAGUUGGAUUCCCAGCCUUUGCCUUGGUGAAUAAGGCUACCAAACAGGCUCUCAAACAUGGAGAUCAAGAGUGGGACCAGAUAUACUUGGCAGAUUACAAUCACAAUAAGUUGGAUGAAUCGUUGCUGUGGACCCUAAGUGCAGAUGUUGGGAAUGGGUAUCAAUGCCUUAGGCCGGUAAACAACAUCCAUCUAAAUAUGGAUGCAAAACAAGCUGAUGGUGAAGGAGGAGGCAUCUAUGAUGGAAAUGAGCUCAUUCUCUUCAGCUGGAAGAAGCAAAGCAAUCAGAAAUGGAAGCUGCAGCCUUUUAACUAGAUAUAUAAAGGAGCAGCAGUUGCAGCAGCCUAGAACUGUAUUUUGCCAUAUGGACUGUUAAGCAUCAAAGGCCUAUGUUGUGAUGGAUGCUUAAGGCCUUGUGGGAUGUAAAUAAGGCAUGGUGUGUUAUGAUUGAUGUUGAACUUUGUUGAUACAUUUUUCAUUUAUGCAUCAGGUUUUUAUUUGGUUACUUGAAAAAUCAUGUUUAACAUUACAUUAAUAUAUAUAGUUAAAAUUUCGAGUAUUUUAUGAUA
Cryptomeria japonica (Japanese cedar) is the source of this 1607-nucleotide messenger RNA. RefSeq names its product ricin B-like lectin R40G2. The transcript is spliced from 8 exons. NCBI's taxonomy places the organism in Eukaryota, Viridiplantae, Streptophyta, Pinopsida, Cupressales, Cupressaceae. The coding region runs from base 280 to 1353 and encodes 357 amino acids. The record is from RefSeq and is a predicted model, not a curated record.